UCGGCAGCACUCGGUAUAUUUUCCAAACCUGGCAACCCACCUCCCUCUGUUAUUAGGUGCAGUCCAUCGGCUAGUCAGACGUACAUUUAAUGUUUGUUGUUAGACUUGUUUUCUCAAAGCGUGGAUUUUAUUUUGCACUGCUGAUUUACUGUGAGUUUGACAAACAGGGUAGAAACACUCGGACUUCUGAAUGGUAGCCGGUUGGUCACUUUGUCGGCAUAAAAUUAGUUUAGGCCCUGUGGUUGUUUGAGCUAGCUUCAUCAGCUAGCCGUGUAAUCCUGCUUUGCUAGCAUAGCGACUAGUAGUGGGGGGUUUCCAAGGCAACACUUUUGGAUCUUAUUUACAAUAUCACGAUGGACAAAGCGGAUUUCCUGAAAGGUCUCCCCGUCUACAACAAGAGCAACUUCAGUAGAUUCCACGCAGACUCUGUGUGCAAAGCAUCGAAUAGAAGACCAUCAGUUUAUUUGCCAACACGGGAAUAUCCAUCAGAGCAGAUUAUUGUCACAGAGAAAACAAACAUUCUUUUGCGCUACCUCCACCAACAGUGGGACAAAAAGAAAUCGAGAUUCAUCAGACCAGGCUAUGUUUUUCCAGUCUUCAACUGUCCAGUGUUGAACGCAGCCAAGAAGCGGGAACGGGAGCAAGAACAGGGUGAAGGAGGCAGUCCUGCACCUUCACGCAAAAUUGCACGGACCGACAGUCAGGAAAUGAACGAAGACUCCUAAAACGGAUUGUUACCAAACAGCACAGGGACAGGCACAAACAUGGCAGCCUUUUCAGAUUAAAGAAUAAUACAUGGUCUACAUUUCUUGUAGACGUCUGCACAUGAGACUGGCUUUAAAAAGUGAGACCGUUUUAUGGUGGGAUUUUUGUUUUGUUUUUGUUUGUUUUUAAAUUCAGCGCUUCCUGUCAAACUGUCCCAUUGUGCGUCCUUGCAGCCUGGUGAUAAACACUUAGGGUUGCUGUUAGCUUCCACUGCCAGAAUCUGUGGACCUGUUGCACUGAAAUUUGCUCAGGUAGGGUAGGGAGACUUUGAGUGCUGGCACGAAGUUACAUCAGUCUCUACGUGCAGGAAUUUGGCAGAGUGGGGCAAAGUUAGACUGCAUCACACAGUGUUGUGCGUGAAUGUGUCUGUGUGUGCAAAUUUUAACUCCAGUUUAAGAAUCAUUCCCACUAGCUCAGCUGUGGAUUUAUUUUUCCUGUACUGACAGGCAAGUCAGUUCAUAGACAUGUGAAAAUAAAACCCUUUUUUUUUGGACAAAUUUAGCUGUAGGAGUACUGGUGUAAGUGAUGUGGUAUCUUCCUAGCGUGUGCCUAAUUGUGCAUGAUCGCACUGUUAAGAUUUUGAUGGUUCACACUGAUCACGGCUUGGAAAUAAUUGUUCCAGUAGUACUGUCUUGGUUAUGUUAAAAAAAAAAUUACUCACUUAUCAAGAAUUCAAAUUUAGGUCUAUUUUUGAAGGUAUAAAUUUGGUGGUGAGGCCAGAUAUUUAACAUUAUCGAUCCGAUUAGGCCCUAUGCAGAUACUGAGGCAGUUGGAUUUUUCCACCCAUUGUUCCACUGAAAAUAUGAUUGAAAGCCCUUUGUGCUUGACCAGUGCAGGUAUUUUUCCCUGCACAUGAUGGGUAUAAUUAGAUAAUGGUAAAGAUGGUUUGUUAUAGGUUGGAGUGCAGUGCCAUGCUUUGGUUCUAUGCUUUGGUUCUAUGCUUGGUCUUCAAGCACUAAUCAGAGCUACACUACUACCUUUUAUGUGCUUGAAUAAACAUGAAUGAAAAAAAACACCCAGAUAAGGUAUGUUUGUAAUAAUACAACAGGGAACACCUGUUCAGAGAUUUCUGCAUGUGAGGAAAGGUUAAGGUGUCAGUAGUUUGUCUUUAAGUCUUCUUUUUUCCCCCCUCUUCACUGCAAGGUUUUGUUGUGUGUUUGUUGUAUUAUUAAAAGAUUGUUCAAUGCAGAACAAGCCAAUAGUGUUGGCUAAAACAUGUGUAAUAAACUCUAGUAUUGCUAGGGUACUUGGGUUUGGCAAGAGAAAGCAUCUAACCUUAAGCCAUUAUUAGUUAAAGGGUGUUUAUGGUUACAGUGACUAGUGUUUUAUUACAUGUAACUGACUGUAACCAGAUCUGUACUGACCAUAAUAUACCCUUACAUAUA
Ictalurus punctatus (channel catfish) is the source of this 2150-nucleotide messenger RNA. RefSeq names its product DET1 and DDB1 associated 1 (gene dda1). Lineage: Eukaryota; Metazoa; Chordata; Actinopteri; Siluriformes; Ictaluridae. Gene Ontology annotation, biological process: positive regulation of proteasomal ubiquitin-dependent protein catabolic process. Gene Ontology annotation, cellular component: Cul4-RING E3 ubiquitin ligase complex. The transcript is spliced from 6 exons. Bases 354 to 725 code for a protein of 123 amino acids. The record is from RefSeq and is a predicted model, not a curated record.